This is a messenger RNA of Zophobas morio, 2637 nucleotides long. It is a transcript of the gene cutlet, whose product is annotated as chromosome transmission fidelity protein 18 homolog. NCBI's taxonomy places the organism in Eukaryota, Metazoa, Arthropoda, Insecta, Coleoptera, Tenebrionidae. The transcript has 6 exons. The record is from RefSeq and is a predicted model, not a curated record. Bases 80 to 2608 code for a protein of 842 amino acids. Gene Ontology annotation, molecular function: ATP binding; ATP hydrolysis activity.
GCAAGUGGCGCACAGUGGCGCGAAAAUUCUCCAACCAAAAUAUUUACUACAAUCAGUCGAAAAAACCGUUCCAGACGCGAUGGAGGAGUUCCCCACGUCUGAAGAUGAGUUCGACCUCAUGUACGGCGACGAUCUCGAGGUGCUGCGCGACCAGGAAGAUCCGGAGAAAAGUCCAAAGAACUCGCGAAAAAGUCUGGAUUUUGCGUCGACAGUUACUACAAAGGACGCACCGUCGCAGGAUUUAUUCGAGGACGAUUUUGCUCCGCUUGAGGAUGAUGAGGGGGCUAACGUACCGAGUUCUGUGGAGCCCUCGAAUGCCAAUAAACGCACAAUUGAGGAGCUGUUUGGCGACAUUGACGACAUUUUGUUUGAAAAUCAGACCAAAAAGAGGCGUACAGAGGGUGAGAAUGCGGAAGAGUUGGCUUUGAUUGAGCAUAUAAUUGAGUUACGGAGACUGGCUAAAGAGAGGGAUGCCCCAGAUGUUGUAAGGAGGGACUACACUGGCGUGCACGAUAGAGACAAGAAUAAUUUGUCGUAUACCGUACCGAGCUACCCUUUCAUAGGGGUAACCAGAGAUGACGGUCAAAGAGUGUAUAUAAGAUUCCAUUCAGAACAAUAUGAGCUGGAAGAACGACAAAGAAUAGUCCAGGAAAUUAGUUCAAAGAGCGACUCCGCCUCAAAUCAAGACUUAUGGGCCCAAGCACAAGAACUUAUUCUCAAACAAGUCGAAACUCAAGACGAACAAUUUUUUAAUCCCACUCCUGACGACAAAGAACUGUGGGUGGAUAUGUACAAACCGCGCAAAUACUUUGAGCUUUUGAGCGAUGAAAGCACCAAUCGAGUGAUGCUGCGUUGGCUCAAACUCUGGGAUAAAGUCGUCUUCAAGCGAAAACCCAAAAUUAAACCCGUCAAACCCAACGAGAAACAACCCAAAAAUAAAAUCGAUUUGUGUACGGAUUUGGACGAGCACGGGAGACCCCAUCAUAAGGUGGCCCUUCUCUGUGGCCCCCCGGGUCUCGGUAAGACCACCCUAGCGCACAUGGUGGCUCGCCACGCUGGCUACAACGUCGUCGAAAUCAACGCUUCCGAUGACCGAAGCAUCGACGCUUUCAAAACGUCCAUAGAAAACGCAACCUCCAUGCGCUCCGUUCUGGACACCGAAAAGCGCCCCAAUUGUCUCAUUUUUGACGAGAUAGACGGAGCCCCUGCAGCUUCCAUCGACUAUUUGGUGAAGUUCGUCACUGGGGCUGCCACCAAAACGAAGAAAAAAUCCCAACUAAAAGAAAAAAACGUGCUAAAGAGGCCGAUUAUUUGUAUUUGUAACGACGUCUACGUCCCGUCGUUGCGCCCCCUGAGACAAGUCGCUUUCGUUGUUAAUUUCCCCCCGACUUCCAACACCCGACUUUCUGAACGCUUGAUGGAAAUAUCGAAGUGGCAGAGGGUCAAGACCGACAUGGGGGCCAUGCUUGCACUGGCCGAAAAGUCCCAAAACGACAUCCGCUCGUGUCUUUCCGUCCUCCACUUUUUCAAGGCUCAGGAUAAACCGGUCACGUUGUCCGACGUGCAUAAAGCCAGCGUUGGGAAAAAAGACACCCAGAAGGGGAUUUUUUCGGUUUGGCAGGACAUUUUUUUGAUUGAGAGGGGCAAAGGUGGGAGUAAGUUUGGGGGUUUGAGGGAGAGGAUGGGUAAAAUUUUGGACGGGGUGAAUUCAUUUGGGGACUACGAGAAGGUGGCGCAGGGGGUUUUUGAGAAUUAUCCACAUAUGAAUUUUAAGAGUGUCGAUAUGAGCGAGACUUGCUUGGCGUUGGAGUGGUUUAGUUAUAGUGAUAUGCUGAAUACGGAGAUUUAUUCCACCCAGAAUUACGAGUUGGCGAGGUAUUUGCAGUACGCGUUCGUGGUUUGGCAUUUUGUUUUUGGGAGCAGGACGUGGCAGAAGUUGCAGUAUCCGAGUGCUGGAUAUGAGGCGAGAAUGAAGCAAAAUAGACAGAAAGCGAUUAUCGGGGAAUUAAUGCGGGGCAUGCAGCCCUCGAUCCGCUCGUACGUCGAUCCGUCGACCUUGAUUUUGGACCUAAUCCCCAUGUUCAUGACGAUUCUUGCACCUUCGUUCCGACCGAUAAGUUUGCACUUGUACACCGAAGAAGAGAAGAAAGUUCUGGAUCGCGUCGUCAAUGUGAUGGUCGACUACAACUUGAACUAUGUGCAGGAACGGACUGCCGAAGGUGCCUAUGUGUAUAAGUUGGAUCCCGGUAUUGACGAAAUCGCCUCUUUCGCCGCCUCCAGGACCCUCUCCUACUCCAACAAGCAGCUCAUCGCCCAGGAGAUCGAGGCCGCGAAGAUGCGCCGCUUCGAGGCCGCCCGGCCACCCCCCGCGCCCGAACAGCCGCCCUCCGCCUCCGCCUUGCCCAACCACCUCCAGACCCUCAAGGCCAAGAGCGUCGCCGCCUCCACGACCCCGGCCCUCGUCAAGGACUUCUUCGGCAGGACCGUCGCCAAGAAAUCUUCUUCAUCAGGAAAACCGCAGGAAUGCAAGAACGACAUCUGGUACCAGUACAAGGAGGGCUACAACAACGCCGUUCGAAAAAAAAUUAAAGUGUCCAGCUUGAAGUGAUGUUUUAUUAAAAUUUUAAUUACUCGAAA